UUCACCAUCAGCAACGCAGGAUUCGCAGAAGAGGGAGGAGGACAGCAAAAUGGCGCUGACCAGUUUUUUACCAGCACCAACUCAGCUGUCUCAGGACCAACUGGAAUUAGAGGAGAGAGCAAGAUCUCAAAGAGUGAGGCAGACUGCGUUGGUGUCAUCACGAAGGGAACCUCCUCCUUAUGGUUAUCGGAAAGGAUGGAUACCACGAAUGUUGGAGGAUUUUGGAGAUGGAGGUGCUUUCCCAGAAAUCCAUGUCGCCCAAUAUCCUCUGGAUAUGGGCAGAAAAAAGAAAAUGUCCAAUGCAUUAGCUGUUCAGGUGGAUGCAGAAGGAAAAAUAAAAUAUGAUGCUAUAGCUCGGCAGGGGCAAUCAAAAGACAAGGUCAUUUACAGCAAAUACACAGACCUUGUUCCCAAAGAAAUUAUGAAUGUGGAUGACCCUGAGCUGCAAAGACCAGAUGAGGAAGCUGUCAAAGAGCUUACAGAAAAGACAAGAGUUGCACUGGAAAAGUCUGUCUCUCAGAAAAUUGCAGCAGCAAUGCCAGUUCGAGCAGCUGAUAAACUAGCUCCAGCUCAGUACAUUCGAUAUACCCCAUCACAGCAGGGUGUGGCAUUCAAUUCUGGUGCAAAACAGAGAGUUAUUAGAAUGGUGGAGAUGCAAAAGGAUCCCAUGGAGCCACCAAGAUUCAAGAUUAAUAAGAAAAUUCCCCGUGGGCCACCAUCUCCACCUGCUCCAGUAAUGCAUUCUCCCAGUAGAAAGAUGACUGUAAAAGAGCAGCAAGAAUGGAAAAUUCCACCUUGCAUUUCAAACUGGAAAAAUGCAAAGGGUUACACCAUUCCGUUAGACAAACGCCUGGCUGCAGAUGGCAGAGGAUUGCAGACGGUACACAUCAAUGAAAACUUCGCUAAAUUGGCAGAAGCUCUUUACAUUGCUGACAGAAAGGCUCGUGAGGCUGUAGAAAUGCGAGCCCAGGUAGAACGGAAGAUGGCUCAGAAGGAAAAAGAGAAACAUGAGGAGAAACUUCGGGAAAUGGCCCAGAAAGCCAGGGAACGAAGAGCUGGAAUCAAAACUCACAUGGAGAAAGAGGAUGGAGAAGUUAGGGAGCGUGAUGAAAUCAGACAUGACAGGCGAAAAGAAAGGCAGCAUGACCGGAAUCUUUCCAGAGCAGCCCCUGACAAAAGAUCAAAACUACAGAGGAAUGAGAACAGAGAUAUUAGUGAAGUCAUUGCAUUGGGUGUUCCCAACCCUCGGACAUCCAACGAAAUUCAGUAUGACCAGAGACUCUUCAGCCAAAGUAAGGGUAUGGACAGUGGCUUUGCAGGAGGAGAAGAUGAAAUUUAUAAUGUCUACGAUCAGCCUUGGAGAAGCGGCAAAGAUAUGGCCCAAAAUAUAUACAGACCAAGUAAAAAUGCUGAUAAGGACAUGUAUGGUGAUGAUUUGGAGGCAAGAAUAAAAACUACUAACAGGUUUGUUCCUGAUAAGGAAUUUUCUGGCUCAGAUCGUAGACAAAGAGGAAGAGAAGGACCAGUUCAAUUUGAGGAGGAUCCUUUUGGUCUAGACAAAUUCUUGGAGGAGGCAAAACAGCAUGGGGGCUCUAAAAGACCUUCUGAUAGCAAUCGCCCUAAAGAACAUGAUCAUGACGGCAAAAAGAGAAGGAAAGAGUAAACAACUGAUUUCUUUCUGGCCACUGAGACUGAAUUCAGUACUUUAUGCCUUUAACUACAUGCUCUGUGCUGAAAAUAUGCACCAUGAGUGUUGAAAGGCAACAUUUCCCUAUGGAAUAGAGAAGGAAGGAAAAAGCAGACCUCUGAAUAACGUAGGUUGUAUAUUCUUGAUUUCUAAGUAUGUUCAUCUUCUUUGUUUCAACAGAGGAGGAGGUCUUAAUUUGAAAUAUUCCGCUUGAUUUAUUCUUUACUUAAAAAUGUUUAUUCCAGGUAUAUUCUCUUGUACAUAAUUUUCUCUUAUUUCUGCUAUGUAUUGUACUUGAAAAAGGGAAGGGUACUAAUUCACUUGCUCUGAUGUGACUAUAUAGUUCCACUUAACCUUAAAGAAGAAGCUGCACUCAUUUAACUAAAAUGGAUAUAUACAUAACAAAGUUUAUUUAGUUUCUUUACAUAGCAAUGAAAUAAAGUUUCCUUCCUUUUAGUUGGUGUUAGCAACUAUUUCAUCUGGCUGUUUUUUCUUCUCUUGACGUUUAACUUCAAGCUGAAAGAUUUAAGACAAAAAAGAACCAAAAUUAAUACCCAAUUUCAAUUUUUUUAACCAGAAUAAAUAUCGGAGUUAUAUAUUAGUACUAUUUCCAUCAAGUUAAAUAAUAUAAUCUGCAUUAUCUAUGCAGAUUACUACUGUAUACCUUUCAGAUAUCCAUACACAUUGACUAAGCUACCCCUAUAGCAGUGUAUUAAACCUUUAAUUAGAGGUGCACAUGAUAUGAAAAAUGUAUCUUGUCCCACACCUAGAAGAAACACACCGUGGCUCUGGAGUUUGUAAGACCUAUUCUAGGUGGGUCGUGGUCCUCCCAACAUUUGGAGUUUCUUCAUUAUAGGUUUCAGCCAAGACAAAUUUUGGACUGUCUUGUAGGACAGGUAGAGGAAGGCUGCUGCACUCUGCUCCUCUUUUCCCUUGGUCACACCUACAUGCUCCUUCCUCUGAUCAUUGAACCACCAGCAUCUUCCUCUCCUUUGGCUGCUGCAACCACCUUACGUGAAUUCAAGCAAAGCACUCCCCAACCAACUCACUAGCCCUUUCCACAAAUUGUCCCGGUAUCUUCCUUCCCUUUGCUGUUGCCUUGCCUCACUGAUGGUUUUUCCUUUUCCUUGCUGUCUCCCAUCUCAGAACAUACAUUUUGAUUCUGGCCCUGGAACAGUCCAUGCACAAAAUGUUUUGCACAUCCUACUUUUAACUGUUACUUCUUAAUUGUAGAAUCUGGGUGGUUUUUGUUUUUUUAAUGUUGUUUAAAUAACACAAUGAAGCUUUUUUUGCAAGAAAGGGGCACUUGAUAUAUCUUAAAAUUAACCAUCAAAAGAACUGAAAUUACCUGUGUUCCUUCAAAAAUAUGAUCUUUCAACAAAGCAUUAUUUCGACUCUCUUCUGUAGCAAAUCCAAUCCAGCCAAAACCUUUAUGGAACCCUGUUUCUACAUUCUGAACAUUCAAGAGAAUACAUUAGUUGAUCCAGAUAUCUGAAUAAAUUUCCUUUUUUACAUUUGGAGACUGUAUUAAUGGUUAGUUACUGCUUAGAGUUUGUAUUCAAACUGCUGAAGCACAUGAAUUACUUUAUCUGCUAGGUAGACAAGAAACCAUUUUCCAAUAUGCAAGAACUAAUUUGAUAGAAACUGCCUUAUGGAACAAUAGUUUUAGAGAGAGUGGUGUUGGUAAUUAUUUUAUUUUUCUUGUAUUUACUGGUAUUUAUUGGGAUACGGAAAACCAAAAUACACUGCAUUACCUGAAAGUAAGCCCCAGUCCAAUUCUGCAUACUUUUGAAUAGUUGUGUGUAUGAUUGCACUAUGUUAAUAAAGAAUUUAAAAAUAUUAGUCA
Molecule: messenger RNA, 3533 nt
Organism: Candoia aspera
Lineage: Eukaryota; Metazoa; Chordata; Lepidosauria; Squamata; Candoiidae
Gene: SNW1
Product: SNW domain containing 1
Exons: 14
Coding region: 50-1663 (537 amino acids)
Biological process (GO): mRNA splicing, via spliceosome
Cellular component (GO): spliceosomal complex
Source: RefSeq, a predicted model, not a curated record